Molecule: messenger RNA, 1879 nt
Organism: Monomorium pharaonis (pharaoh ant)
Lineage: Eukaryota; Metazoa; Arthropoda; Insecta; Hymenoptera; Formicidae
Gene: Csl4
Product: exosome complex component CSL4
Exons: 14
Coding region: 967-1566 (199 amino acids)
Biological process (GO): RNA processing
Cellular component (GO): cytoplasm; nuclear exosome (RNase complex)
Molecular function (GO): RNA binding
Source: RefSeq, a predicted model, not a curated record
UCUUUGCAUGUUUUCCUAAAUCUAUAACAAUUAUCCAAAAACGCAUUGAUCCUGGGGAAGGAUAUUGUGUAACGUCCGAUUGAAUCCAUAGCAAUUAUCCCAAGAUGCAUUGACCCUGGGGAAGGAUAUCGUGUGACGUCCUAUUGAAUCCAUAGCAAUUAUACCAAGAUGCAUUGACCCUGGGGAAGGAUAUCGUGUGACGUCCUAUUGAAUCCAUAGCAAUUAUCCCAAGACGCAUUGACUCUGGGGAAGGAUAUUAUGUGACAUCUGAUUGUUACUCACACUGACUGUCAGUAAUAUUCAGACAUAGACUGAUGUGAAAGUUUACGAUUUGGGGAAGGAAUCAAGAACGGAUUACAAAUUCGCACGUGUAACGAAUUUGAGCACCAGCGGGAUCGAAGGCGUGCCGAAGGACAUCGUGGAUAAGCGAUUUAAUGCGGACAAAUAGUAUUGUAAGAUCCUGCUAACACCACGGAAUAUUACCAUAAGACAUACGUCCAGCCAACUUCCACAGGUUCACGAAGCUAGUUGGAUGCCAUAAGUUCAAAAAAUCAAGGAACUUACAAGUGUAGAGACACUUUAUAUGAUAUAAUCAGAUAAGGAUGUAUGGACAUAUAGAGAAAAACUGAAACAGUAAGACAAGGCCCAAGCGCGGUAGAACACGAUACCUGAUAAGAUACGAAGGGCCGGCCUGAAAAAAAUUCGGGACCCCGGGUCGUGUCCUGACGACCGAUCGUGAAGGAAGGACCGGGGCCGAAAUUAGGUUUGCGAGGCACGUUUCUCCCCUCGUGCGGCGCGGCGCGAAGAGAGAAACGCGGCUUUCGGUUCACCGUGCGACGGUGUCAGGACGUUAACCGUGAGGUAUCCAUCACUGCCUUACUGAGAAACUCACGACACGACGCUGUUCCAACUUCGGUGGAUCAGAUAAAUUUGAAAUUUCCGGUAUACAUCGCAGAAUACAAAACAAUGAGCGAACGGGAGGAGCUUAUUAUCUGCGUACCAGGCCAAAGAUUAUGCGUGUCCGAUAAAAGCAAUGUAGCUGGUCGCGGAACGUACGAGCAACAAGGUUAUAUUUAUUCGAAACUCGCUGGCAUUGUAAAAUUAGUGACGGAUGAAAAAACCCAUACAAUUGAGGUACACAGUAUGACAGAGCAGAGCAUCAUUCCUGCACCAGGAGACAUUGUCACUGCCGUGGUCACUGUAGUCAAUCAAAGAUUUUGUAAAUGCAGCAUCAAAUGUGUAGGCGACAUAGUACUGACGAGACCUUACAGAGGUAUACUGAGGAAAGAGGACGUCCGGGUGAUUGAAAAAGACAAAAUAGAGAUGUACAAGUGCUAUCGGCCUGGCGACAUCAUUCUCGCAAGAGUUAUGCCAAUGACAGAAAUACACACUUACCAAUUGAGCACCGCGGAAAAUGAGCUAGGGGUAGUUAUUGCUCACAGUGACGAAGGUGUAGCUAUGGUACCAAUCAGCUGGACACAGAUGCAGUGUCCGAAGUCUUUGUGCAAGGAAUUUCGUAAAGUUGCUAAAGUUGUGCCAGAACACAUUGUGGCAGAACAAGCUUAGUAGGCAAACGGCUAAUAAGUUUAUGAGUAAUCAGCUUUUCAACUGUAUAAUAUUAUUUUAGAGUCUAUUUAAAACUUAGAUUAUUGUACACUUUGUAUAGAAGGUUCAUAUAAGUGAAUAUAAUUUUUGUAGAUUGAUAUUGAAGAUAAGGCUUCACAGUUUGGUGAAGUAACUAAAAAUUCUUGAACAUUUUUAUUCAAUUAAAUUCUUUUUAUCUGUAAUUUUAAAUUUAAAGAGAUAAGUUUAUAGGACUCUGCACUGUAAUUAAUGCGCAAGUUCUUUAAAUAAAUAUAAGUUUUUAAUAAGAAAAAAA